AUGAGCGGAUUGCAACUUAACCGCAAACGACCCCGUGCGGAGUCGUCCGAUUUUGCCAGCCAGCCGAAAGGAGAAUUGCGUCGAGACGACGAAUAUUGGUUCGAAGAUGGGAACAUCAUCAUCGUCGCGCAGGAAGUCGGGUUUCGCGUGUACAAGGGCCUCCUUGCGAUGAAGUCCGAGGUAUUCAGAGACAUGUUCAGCCUCCCCCAGCCGGCCCCGAAUCCAGGAUCCUCGCGUGGAGAGACCUCUGAAUGUCCUAUCGUCCACGUCACCGACACAGCGGCGGAAAUUCGCUUGCUUCUUGCCAGCCACCUCACUUCUGCCGAGUUUGUGAGCGCCAGCCACACCUUCGACGAUAUCGCAAAUGGUGUUCGAAUGGGACACAAAUAUGGAAACCCGACGCUCCUCAAGUAUUCCCUGGAAAGACUGGAGAGAUAUUAUCCAGCCGAUCCUUCGAAAUGGGACAGGUUGGGACAGGAUCCAUACGGGGAUCCGCACGCGAUCGUGGCCGUUAUUCUGGCACGGCUCGCGAACACGCAAUCAGUGCUUACGCCCGCGCUGUACGCUUGCUGCCAACUGGACGGGAAGACGUUGGUCGAAGGGCGAGUUCGCCUAGAUGGCAUUGUAGAUAUGUUGAGCCCGGAGGACCUCGUGCGGUGCAUCGACGGGAAGGCGAGGUUAUGGUCGUACCUCAUGGAGACUGUAGACGAAGCUUUUAGGCCAAUCAGGACGGUGCCCUGCCCAGAUACCGACGGUCGCUGUGACCACUCUUUCGCGCUUAUGCGGAGGGAAUGGAUGAGCAGCACGCGCCGUGUCGGUGGCGCAUGCAAUGUUCUUCGUCCAUGGAAAACCGACAUCCAAGCUCUCGUCGAUACGCAUCAAUAUCCCCUCUGCAGGUUUUGUACCGAGAUGCUCUACUUGAGGGCGGAGAGCAUACGCAAGAGAUCCCUGUCGAAGCUAGCGCAGCAGCUCGGGGUAGACGCAGAGCCGUGA
Fomitopsis serialis is the source of this 993-nucleotide messenger RNA. RefSeq lists its product as uncharacterized. The transcript is spliced from 2 exons. The record is from RefSeq and is a predicted model, not a curated record. NCBI's taxonomy places the organism in Eukaryota, Fungi, Basidiomycota, Agaricomycetes, Polyporales, Fomitopsidaceae. The coding region runs from base 1 to 993 and encodes 330 amino acids.